This is a messenger RNA of Ornithorhynchus anatinus (platypus), 2189 nucleotides long. RefSeq names its product 2',5'-phosphodiesterase 12-like. Gene Ontology annotation, cellular component: mitochondrion. Gene Ontology annotation, molecular function: 3'-5'-RNA exonuclease activity. The record is from RefSeq and is a predicted model, not a curated record. Gene Ontology annotation, biological process: nuclear-transcribed mRNA catabolic process, deadenylation-dependent decay. NCBI's taxonomy places the organism in Eukaryota, Metazoa, Chordata, Mammalia, Monotremata, Ornithorhynchidae.
GCGGCGGAGCGGGUCCCGGCGGGGCGGGGCGGCGAUGGAGCGGGCCGUGGUGCGGUGCGUGCCGUCGGAGGCGAAGCUGAGCCUGUCGUUCUCGCUGGCGGACGGGCGGCAGAAGCACAUGCAGCGGAGCCAGAGCGAGCCGCUGGGCCGGGCGCUGGGCCGCAUCGCCAUCGACGCCCUCAAGGGCCACGCCAAGGCGGCGGCCGCCAAGAAGAGCAAGAAGGCGCGACCUGACGGCGGCGGGAGCGGCCUUAGCGGGGGCCUGGGGCCCGGGCUCGGGGCGGAGGAGGGACCGGAGGCGGAGGCGGCCUCGGCCGGGGGCCCGCUGGUGCGGCUCUACUACCGGGAGGAGGCGGUGGGCGAGGACGUACUCAAUGCGGACGCCUGGCAGGACGGGGCGGUCCUGCAGAUCGGGGACGUGAAGUACAAGGUGGAGCGCAACCCGCCCGCCUUCACCGACCUGCAGCUGCCACGCUACAUGAUGGCCGGCUUCCCCGUCUGCCCCAAGCUGGGGCUGGAGUUCGCCGAGCCCCACGCCUCGCUCUUCCGCUGGUUCAAGGAGGCCGGGCCGGGGGCCGCGGGCGGGGGCGGGGGCGACGGCGGGAGCGGGGCCGCCGCCUCCACGGAGCCCUCCUCCUCCUCCUCUUCGUCCACCAUCUCGUCGGCGUCGGCGGCCGGGCCGGGCUGGGUGGAGACCGGGGUGUCCGAACUCGUCUACACGCCGUCCAACGCGGACGUGGGGCUACGGCUGAAGUUGCGCUGCACCCCGGGCAACGGGCAGCGCUACGGGCCCAGCCGGGAGCUGGAGAGCCACAGCCCGGUGGAGGCCGGGCCCGGCACCUGCACCUUCGACCAGAGGCACCUGUACACCAAGAAGGUGGCCAGCGACGCCCUCAUCCGCACCGUCUCCUACAACAUCCUGGCCGACGCCUACGCCCAGACCGAGCUGUCCCGCACCGUCCUCUACCCGUACUGUGCCCCUUACGCCCUGGAGCUCGACUACCGCCAGAACCUCAUCCAGAAGGAGCUCACCGGCUACAGCGCCGACCUCAUCUGCCUGCAGGAGGUGGACCGGCCCGUCUUCUCCGACAGCCUGGCGCCCGCCCUGGAGGCCUUUGGCCUGGAGGGCCUCUUCAAGAUCAAGGAGAAGCAGCACGAAGGCCUGGCCACCUUCUACCGCAGGGCCAAGUUCAGCCUCCUCAGCCGGCACGACAUCGCCCUCAACCAGGCCUUGCUCUCCGACCUGCACAGGGAGCUGCUGGAGAAGCUCUCCCCAUACCCGCUGGUGCGGGAGAAGGUGCUCCAGAGGUCCUCCGUCCUGCAGGUCUCCAUUUUGCAGUCUACGAAGGACUCUUCGAAAAAGAUCUGCGUUGCCAAUACCCACCUGUACUGGCACCCGAAAGGUGGGAACAUCCGUCUCAUUCAGGUGGCCGUAGCUCUGUCUCACAUUAAGUAUGUGACCUCUGAUCUGUACCCGGGCGUGCCCGUCGUAUUCUGUGGGGAUUUUAAUAGUACUCCGUCGACGGGCACCUAUAGUUUCGUCAACAGCGGCGGCAUCGCGGAGGACCACGAAGACUGGGCUUCGAAUGGCGAAGAAGAGCGGUGCAACAUGGCCCUGACCCACCCCUUCAAACUGAAGAGCGCGUGCGGCGAGCCCGCCUACACCAACUACGUCGGCGGGUUUCACGGGUGCCUGGAUUACGUCUUCAUCGACUCGGAUGCCUUGGAGGUGGAGCAGGUAUGGGAAUGGCCCGUGAUACAACCAUCCUGGGAGAUACAACCGGUAUUGUUUGAAGCCCUAGACAUGCCGGCCGAUUGCCACAGAAAUAAAAAGAAUUGCAGGAAGAAACCGAGGUGGAAAAGGCUCAGGGGAGUUCUGUUUCCCAGAGUCCUUGCUGAGGCCGCUGAAACUACUAAAGUAAUCUAGAUUUGGUGCACAUUCUUAUAUCUUGUGGAUCAAAGGACCGUCAUGGCAGGGCAGUUGGGUCUCUGUCUGCCAGCUUGUAAAAAUGCCUACUGUCUGUGCUCAUUUAUAGAACCACAAUGUCCAGGGCUAUGUCUUGUGCUCACAGAAGUCAUUGCUAAAGUAUCAGUACUAUUUCACACAAUUAUAAACCGAAUUACUAAUUUUUUCAUAGGGUGCAUACAAGUGAAAGAAUGAUGGAGAAAUAAAAAAUUAUUCUCUCUUA